This is a messenger RNA of Pistacia vera, 4308 nucleotides long. Its product is annotated as putative disease resistance RPP13-like protein 1. Gene Ontology annotation, biological process: defense response to other organism. Gene Ontology annotation, molecular function: ADP binding. Lineage: Eukaryota; Viridiplantae; Streptophyta; Magnoliopsida; Sapindales; Anacardiaceae. The record is from RefSeq and is a predicted model, not a curated record. Bases 1 to 4308 code for a protein of 1435 amino acids. The transcript has a single exon.
AUGGCUGAACUUAUCUCUGCAAUCCUUCCUUUGUUGUUUGAAAAAUUGUCGUCCCCUGAGUUGUUCAAUUAUUUUGCAAGUGUAAAAGGGGUUCGUUCGAAGCUAAAAAAGUGGGAACGGAAGUUAUUGAAGAUUGAGGCGGUGCUCAGCUCUGCGGAAGAGAAGCAACUGACCAACAAGGCUGUGAAACUGUGGCUCGAUGAUCUCCAAGACUUGGCUUAUGAUGUAGAGGAUUUACUGGAAGAGUUCUCCUAUGAAGUUUCACGUCAGAACUCCAUUGAUACCCCUUCUUGUUUCAAUAAUUUCACUCCUCGCGCUAUGAAGUUUGAUGUCAGUAUGCGGUCCAAGAUGAAAGAUAUCAAUGGCAGAUUCGAAGAGCUCCAUAAAGAAAGAGUUGAACUUGGAUUGAUGCAUGAGACUUCUGGAGGGACAUCAAGUACUGCUGCAUCUACCCAACAAGCAGUAGAUCCAAGACCACCCACUUCCAGUCUGCCAACUGAAGAAGCUGUUUAUGGGAGAGGUGAAGACAAAAAAGAAAUAAUUAAGAUGGUGUCAAGUGAUAAACCAAUUGAUGCCAACUUUGGUGUGAUAGCAAUUGUGGGCAUGGGAGGACUCGGCAAAACAACACUUGCUCGGGAGGUGUACAAUGACAAGGAAUUGGAUCAUCUCAAGUUCGAGGAAAAAGCAUGGGUUUCUGUCUCAGACGAUUUUGAUGUCAUGAGAAUCUCGAAGUCAGUUCUCGAGUCAAUAAUUCGCCCACCCCCCAAUCUAAAUAGUUUGAAUGAAGUGCAAGAUGAGUUGAAAAAGCAAAUACGUGGAAGAAAAUUCCUGCUGGUCUUAGAUGACGUUUGGAAUGAAACAGAGAGUUUGUGGGAAACCUUCAAGUCUCCAUUCAAAGAUAGUGCACGGGGAAGUAAAAUAAUUGUGACUACACGCAAUGAAAGAGUUGCAGUAACAAUGAGAUCCUCUGAAACUCAUAAAUUAAAGACUCUUUCAGAUGAUGAAUGUUGGAAUUUGUUUAUGAAGCAUGCACCUUCGACUGGUAUGGAUAGUAACGCUCUUGGAAAAUUUCGUGAACGUGUUGUUAAAAAGUGUGGAGGAUUGCCCUUGGCAGCAAAGACUCUGGGUGGUCUUCUACACUAUGAGCCGAAAGUUGAUGCAUGGGAGAAUAUAUUAAACAGCAGAGUAUGGGAUUCAUCUAACGGAAAUGACAUCCUUCCCGUGUUAAGGUUAAGUUACCGUCAUCUUCCUCCACAUCUUAAAAGAUGUUUUGCUUAUUGCGCAAUUUUUCCUAAAGAUUACGAGUUCGAUAAGAAAGAACUUGAGCUUUUGUGGAUGGGAGAAGGCAUUAUUCAACAAUCAGAUGAGCACCUGAAUUUGGCUGGUGAGUAUUUUCUUCAUUUAUGUUCGAGGUCACUUUUUGAACAAUCAAGUAGCAAUAGUUCUAAGUACGUAAUGCAUGACCUUGUUCAUGAUCUAGCACAAUCAAUUUUUGGAGAAAUUGGCUAUCGAUUUGAGGAAGUCAAUUCUAUGGUACCAAAAAAAUUUGAAAGGACUCGUCAUUUUUCUUAUAUUUCUAAACGUUAUGAUGGAAAAAGUACGUUCAAGGACUUGCAAAAAUUGAAAAGUCUAAGAACAUUCUUUCCAGUAUUUAUGAGUCCUUAUUGGCGGUAUGGCCACAGCUACAUAGAUGCUACAGUUAUUUUUAAUUUAUUGCCGCAUUUGAAGAAGUUAAGAGUGCUCUCCUUAGAAAGAUACCACAUUACAUGUUUACCAAAUUCAAUUGGAGGCUUGAUACAUCUAAAGUAUCUCAAUUUGUCUAACACUAUGGUCAAAAGUUUGCCUGAGUCAACAAGCUCAUUACUUAACUUGCAAACUUUGCUACUAAAAGAUUGUUCUCGUCUUUUGAAGUUACCUUCCAAGAUGAGACAUUUGACCAAUUUAUGUCAUCUUGAUAUUAAAGGUGCAAAGUCAUUAAAAGGGAUGCCGUCUGGGAUGAAAGAGUUGAUAAAUCUCCGAAUGUUGUCUAAUUUUAUUGUGGUAAAAGGGAAGAAUUUCAAUUUGAAUGAUUUGAGGAAUUUAAAAUUUCUUCAAAGAGAGCUUCACAUUUCAAAAUUAGAGAACCUUAGUCAUCAAAACCAAAUAAGAGAGCCCGUACUAAAAAAUAUGAAAGAUUUAGAAAUAUUGUUGCUGGAAUGGGGAUCUCAAUCCGAUGGCUCACCGAAUGAGGAAGUAGAAAGACAUGUUCUUGAGAUGCUAAAACCUCAUAGCAAUUUGAAAGAACUUGUAAUCAAGUGCUAUGGUGGUGCAUGUUUUCCAUCUUGGUUAGGAGAUUCGUCAUCGCUCUCCAAUAUGACAAUCCUUAAAUUAGAAAAUUGUAACAACAGUGGAAGUUUGCCUUCAAUCUGGAUGUUGAGCUCACUUAAAGACCUGGCCAUUCAAGGGAUGGGGAAACUAGAAAAAAUAGAUUUUGAGAUGCCUUUCAAGUCAUUAGAGGUUCUUCAUUUACAAAAUCUGCAAGAAUGGAGGUAUUGGAACAAUAAGAAAAAAAAUGAAGAUGUUGAAAAAUUCCCUCUUCUCCGAAAGCUUUCCAUUAUAAAAUGUCCGAAACUUGCUGGAGAAUUACCUAACAGUCUUCCUUCAUUGGAAAGGCUUUUUAUUCAAAAGUGUUCAGAGUUGAAGGCUUCAAUUUCAAGUGUUCCAUCGCUAUGCAAAAUAGAAAUUAAUGACUGCAAGGAAGUGGUGUGUCGUAGUACUAUAUCUACAGAAUUCCAGUCUUUAAAUCCUAUGGCUCUUUCAAGCACUCCAAAGUUUGGAAAUUGGAUAAAGCAAGGAUUUCAAAAAAUUUCAAAGAUUGUUUGCUGUGAAGAGCUCACAAAUUCGUGGCAAAAUUUGAGUUGUGUUGGUAAGCCACUUCAUGGUAUUCAUAGCCUUACAUCCCUUAAAGAGUUGUCUUUUGUAAACUGUACAAGUCUUGUUUUGUUUCCAGAGAUCGAUUUUCUUCCCAAUCUGAGUUCUUUGACGAUUAGUAAUUGGGAGGCUCUAAAAUCUUUGCAUGAAGGAUUGAAGCAAAAAAAUCUAGAAAGGCUUGUAAUUAAAGAUUGUGAUUCUCUAACAGUCUUUGAAAGAGGUAUACUAACUUUAUAUUUGAAAAAAAUUAAGAUUCAAAAUUGUAAGCAAUUGGAACAUUUGGAGGAUUUGAGUACUACUCGUUUGGAGUACUUGGACAUUCAUGACUGUCCAUCUCUCACGUGCAUAUCAUCAAAUGGUUGUUUGCCUGACACACUCAAACGACUUUGGAUUGAAAGAUGUCAAGAGCUCACAACGCUAUCAUCUAGACAGCAGUGUUUUCCUAAGGCACUUGAACGCCUCCUUAUUGACUCUUGUUCAAAGCUAGAGUCAAUAAUAGAGACAUUUGAAAAUAGCACGUGUCUCAAAAUGAUUAUGUUUUCGCUGUGUGAUCAACUUAAAUCGGUAUCUUCAGACCUACAAAAUCUUACAUGUCUUGAGAUGAUUAUGAUAUGGGAUUGUCCAAAUAUGGAAAUAUCCUUCAAAUUUCCAAACUCUCUUCAAUUUUUAAGUGUAGGGAAUUGUCCAAUAUUGUUUGCAGAAGAAGGUGUUCCAAUCAACCUAACAGAGCUCCUUGUUCAAAGAGGUUCCAAAAUCUGUAAGUCACUAAUAGAGGGGGGAUUGCACAACCUCACCUCUCUUAGAGAACUUCGUAUUACUGGAUGUGAUGAUUCAGGGCCAAUUUCUCAAGAGAGCAUGGGAACGACCUCCUCUCUAACUUCUCUAUCUACUUUGGGUCUUCAAAGCCUCACCUCUCUUAAAUGGCUGGCAAUUAACAAUUUUCGAGAGCUAAAAACCAUUCAAGACUUGAGUUGCCUCAUCUCUCUUGAAAGUUUGGAGAUCAAUGGUUGCCCAAACCUUGAAUCCAUUCCAGACCUGGGAAGCCUUGCCUCUCUUAAUAGUUUGAAGAUUAAGAAUUGCGAAAACCUUGAAUCCAUUCUAGAGUUGGGAAGCCUCACCUCUCUUGAAUCUUUGUCCAUUGAUGAAUGCCCAAAGCUCAAAUCCAUUCCAGAUCUGGGAAGCCUCACCUCUCUUGAGUCUUUGUGCAUUCAGAAAUGCCCAAAGCUCAAAUCAUUGCAAAGCAUGCCACCCUCACUUCUGGAUUUACGUAUUGACCAUUGUCCAUUGUUAAAAAGACGAUGGAAAAGGGGUAGAGGAAAAUACUGCUCAAAGAUUGCUCACGUCCCUAAAGUUCACAUGGAUGGAAACUUAAUCUUCAAUUCAAAGGAGGAAGAGUAG